Molecule: messenger RNA, 1788 nt
Organism: Contarinia nasturtii (swede midge)
Lineage: Eukaryota; Metazoa; Arthropoda; Insecta; Diptera; Cecidomyiidae
Exons: 1
Coding region: 1-1788 (595 amino acids)
Molecular function (GO): nucleic acid binding
Source: RefSeq, a predicted model, not a curated record
AUGCUUGACAAUGAAAACGACGAUGAUGAUGACGAACAACUGCACGCGGUUGAUAUCAAAGAAACACUUGAUGAACUCACCUGUACACAUUACGUAUGGAUAAAAAAUUUAAGUGCUUUAAUUCAAAACCAAGUCUGUGCCAAAGAUCGUUCUAAAAAACACAUUUGCAAUCGUUGCUUGCACUAUUUUUAUUCCGACCAGAAAUUACAAGAACAUUUGGUGUGGUGUCGUUCACAAAAUGAAACCAAAAUAACUUUACCAGACGCCGAUCAUCGUUGGAUUAGUUUUAAGAAUUUCAAAAAUAAAAUUCCAAUUCCAUUUAUCAUUUAUGCAGAUAUUGAGUCUUUGUUAAUUCCGAUAACAAGCAAUGAUAGCAACGAAAACAUUGACUUCAAAAAGAGACAACCAAAAGGUGCAACACAUAAACAAAUUCCAAACAGCAUUGGAUGCUAUUUACAUUCACUAAAUGAACCUGAUCUAUCCCACUAUAAAUGUUGUUCUGGUGAGAAGUGUAUCGAUCAAUUCAUCUUUCACUUGGAACAUCUAAUGGAAAACAUUAUAUGGCCAAAAAUUCAUGGAAAUAAGCGUAUGCAGUUGACGCCUAAAGAGUUAAAUGAUUUCACCGAGGCCACCGUUUGUCAUAUCUGCAAUAAACCAUUCAAAAAUGAACCGAAUAAUAAAAAAGUACGUGACCAUUGUCAUAUGAGUUCAGCUUAUCGAGGCGCUGCCCACUCCAAAUGUAAUAUGAAAUUUCAAGUAUCAAAAUCAGUACCUGUAGUUUUUCACAAUUUAGACUAUGAUGCGCAUUUUUUGCUUGAGAAAUUAGCCAAUCUCAUCGAAGGACGUAUUUCAAUAAUUCCCAAAAACUGUGAACAUUACGUUUCAUUCACAAAGGAUUUGGAUUGCUUAGACUGUGAUGACGAUGGUGAGUGGACCAACUAUCGCGAUAAACCCCGGUUGAGAUUCAUUGAUUCUUAUCGAUUUUUACAGUGUUCGUUGACUGAGCUUGCAAAAUCUCUACCAUCGGAUAAAUUAAACAUUACACGAAAAGAAUGGAGCAAUUUAAAUGAGAAGGAUUUCUCUUUGUUGACAACCAAAGGAAUAUAUCCAUAUUCUUAUAUGGACUCAUGGGCGAAACUGCAAGAAACGCGACUGCCACCAAAGGAAUCGUUUUAUGAUGAACUGAAUGAUAAUAAGAUAACUAAAAAGGAAUACGCGCAUGAACAAAGAGUAUGGAAAACAUUCAACAUUGGAACACUACAGGAAUACACAGAAAUAUAUCUCAAAACAGACGUUUUGUUGCUUGCUGAUAUUUUUGAAAAUUUUCGUCGCAAUUGCAUCAAACUGUAUGAAUUAGAUCCUUCGCAUUAUUACACAUUAGCCGGCUAUUCAUGGGAUUGUAUGCUGAAAUAUACACAGGUUGAAAUCGAACUUUUCACAGAUAUUGACCAAUUACUGUUUAUAGAGCGCGGAUUAAGAGGCGGUCUUUGUCAGUGCUCCCAUCGAUAUAGCAAAGCAAACAAUAAGUACAUGGAGAAUGAUUACAAUGCUGAAAUACCAUCCAACUAUUUGAUGUAUUUUGAUGUGAAUAAUCUUUAUGGGUGGGCCAUGUCGCAAUCUCUUCCGAUUUCUGAUUUUUCUUGGUAUGGUGAUGAUGAUGAACUUCACGAUAUCGACGGAAUCGAGCGUAAAAUAAUGAACACACAUGAUGAUGCAGAUUUUGGAUUCUUCUUAGAAGUGGAUUUAGAGUAUCCCUCUGAAUUGCACAAUAUACACAAUUAUUAUUAG